Limanda limanda (common dab) is the source of this 1780-nucleotide messenger RNA. RefSeq names its product thrombopoietin (gene thpo). The transcript is spliced from 5 exons. NCBI's taxonomy places the organism in Eukaryota, Metazoa, Chordata, Actinopteri, Pleuronectiformes, Pleuronectidae. Gene Ontology annotation, molecular function: hormone activity; cytokine activity. The record is from RefSeq and is a predicted model, not a curated record. Gene Ontology annotation, cellular component: extracellular region. Gene Ontology annotation, biological process: cell population proliferation. Bases 303 to 848 code for a protein of 181 amino acids.
GUAACGCUGCCAAAGCCAACUCCUGCCCGAGGAGAAGCUAAAUAAUCCGGGCUAAUACCAAUGAAAUGCCAUUCUCAGACUAUAGCGCUUUGUUAUGCUGCGCCGCGGGGAAGUUGAAGCGCAUCCUGCUCUCAGGCCAGAUAACACUUGCCCUUCCGAGCACUGAAUGAGAAGGUGGGAAAUCAAGUGCGAAGACGAAAAGGACACGCAGCCCCUACACAACCGUGGAACACCACAUUUUUCCACCUGGCAAAUCUCUUGAUGGAACAAAUGAGGACUCAUCGGGAGAGGCUGAGCAGGGCAUGGCUUUAAGCAGACUCCUGCUGCUCUGUAUGGUAGCCUCCGAGGUGUGGGAUGCUGAGACGAAACCCAUGGACUUUGUGUGUAAUCGAGCCGCCAGAAGGGUUUUGAAUAUUGUGGCAGAAAUGGAAAGUGCACUGAGUGACUGCAAUGCUGUCAUGACCCUUUCCACACCGGUUCAGCUGCCCUGCACAGAGCUUCAUGUAGCAUCUUGGGAAAACAAAUCAGUGUUACUGCAGUACCAGGAGAGGAGAGGAGACAUCAUUGCAUCCUUGAGGCUUCUUAUUGAAGGUGUGAAGGUCAUGAGGGCCCUGAGUACGCCAGGAUGUGGCACUUCAUUGCUGCAGAGAUUGGAAAACAACAUCAACAACUAUCUGGUCAUUCUCACACACCUUCAGCUCAGGGGGCCAGUGGAGACUCCAUCAUUGUCUUGUGUUCCUCUAAGGUCGCAGAGUCUGAGCACAGUCCUGCUGAGAUACAACCAACUGAUCUCAGGCAAACUGGAGAGGUUCAUGAUUAAUAUGGAAGACAGAUGCCCUCACAAGUGACACUAGCAACUUUAGUGGACCCAUUAUUCUUCACAAAUGACGGGAUGGAUUACACUCGGGAGCCCCUAGUCAAUAAAUUCCACCAACACAAAACAGCAGGAUUGAUCUGGACUUCCUCCUCACUCUGAAAUGUCUCAUCUGUAAAAAGUCUGCUAUUGUAUCCUGUUAUUGACAGACUCACAUUUUAGGGGCAAAAAGCAGAAAUGUAUCUGCGAUGAUGAGCAUCAUGGACCAAUUGGAGGGAGGUAUCGUUGUGUCAUUCUACAUAAAGCUAAGGAUGCGUUGAAUAGAACUUUAGGCCUUUACGACCAAUACAAGCCUCCAAUCUACCAAAAAGCAAGUAGCUUCUCUUUUUACAUGCAGCUUAGAGGCAGCUUUGUUUUGACUUUACUGUUUGCAAAUGUAUUAAAAUUCAAAUGAUUGUUCAACGUUAAGAGAGCGAUCUCCAGCUUGAUCACAUGACCAGAGCAAAAAAAAGUCUACUUGGUAUUUUUGGUUCAUGUUUUCACGAAACAUUUGUUUAAGUCCUUUUAAAAUUAGUGGUACAAUGUGUUUACAUUGCUAGACAGUCAUUGCACUUAAAUGAAUAUACAUAAUAAUACAAAUAUCGGCUACUUAUCAACAAACCAUACUUAAGGAUAAUGAAGGAAAAUAUUGCUGCACUCUACUGGUAUGAAUUUAAUAAGCAGAUUUGUUUUGUUCUCAUUGCACUUUUAGAACUUAUAUCUUUUAUAUUUUACGAUUUGCUGUAUAUAUGUACACAUUCUUAUGUAUUUCUUUUUUUUAUCCCAAUUCAGCAAAUCCAUCGUGUGUAUAUGUAAAGUAUUCUAAGUACAUGUUUACAACACUAUAUGAAUAUUAAUGUUGUUAAUGAUGACAAAACCCUUUACACUGUAAUAUGCAAUAAACAAUUAUGAUGUGCUAUACACCCA